This is a messenger RNA of Fusarium redolens, 1914 nucleotides long. RefSeq lists its product as uncharacterized. The transcript has 2 exons. Gene Ontology annotation, molecular function: riboflavin kinase activity. Bases 1 to 1914 code for a protein of 637 amino acids. Gene Ontology annotation, biological process: FMN biosynthetic process; riboflavin biosynthetic process. Gene Ontology annotation, cellular component: mitochondrion. NCBI's taxonomy places the organism in Eukaryota, Fungi, Ascomycota, Sordariomycetes, Hypocreales, Nectriaceae. The record is from RefSeq and is a predicted model, not a curated record.
AUGAAUCCCUAUUUCCCUUCAACUCCGGAUGCAGAAAAAUGGUCUGACCCAAAUUACUACACGCGACCACCCCCCGUCGCACCGCCAACUCCGUCCCCGCCCCCGGAAUACAGUGCCUACCGUCCCGAGUUCGGCGCCGGCCUAGCACCGCCUCCGCCUCCACGGCCUUUGCGUCCGGUCCGCUCGGCGACGAAUCUCACUGGCGCUCAUGCACCGCAGCAGUCGGGGUUCUUAGACCCGAGGGGGAAUUAUCAUGUUGAUUUUGUGGUUGACGAGAUCCCAAGUUCAACUUCACUUACUCCAGGACCUGCACCGUCAAAUGAGAUUAGAAGAGUUAAGAGCUCAUCUGCUCUAUCAGCGAAGUUGGACGCUCAAGAUGAUAAACCGAAAGAUUCAUCAAAGUGGAAAGCUGCACUCGGAGAAGCGCAGUAUUUCGCUGGUGGUCUCAUAAGUCACCCCGCAGAGUCCAACAAGCAUUUCAGUAUCAUUCGCCACUCUCACGCUCUCAUCUGGUACAGAGGUCCAGCGACGUCCGUACCUAUCACCAUUCUUUCAGACGAACCUCUUCCCCCCACGAGAACUGUGUGGUUACAGCAGAAGGGGUAUUCAGGAAACAUGGGAAUGACGCUUAAAGCCAUGAUGGGAACGACUGGUACUUGGAUCGACGUCACGCCCGCGACAAAAACAGGAGUUGAGCAUAUCUCUGAAGCAGAAGAACGAGGAAUCCAACGCGAUUUCAAGCGUUUCGUCAAGAAAGCCUCUGGACGAAUGAAGAAGCAUCUCCCGCGAGAAACACACAUCAUUCGUAUCCCAGCCGCAGCAACAGAUGGUUAUUUCCGCCUCGUUCUCUGCUCCAACGCCGACGGCAAAAAGGUCCUCUGCGGCAGUCCCGUAUUCCGCAUCGCCAGCACUUCUACCGACGUUAGUACCGUUCGUGGUUCAAGUCUGAGCACAAUGCCUUUAGAAAUGGGUAUCAAAGUCGCUAGCACGAUCGGCUCACAAGUUGCAAAGAAGUACACCGGUGUAGCAGGGGCAGUCGUCGAGCAAGGCGCGAAGAGACUUACACCGUCGAACGCUACUAUUAAGAAAGUCGCGACGAAAGCGUAUCAUGGAUCAGGGAUUGGAAACGCUGUUAGUGAGAGUUGGAAGAAUGGGAAGGCAGGGCGAUAUGAUCCGUUGAUAUCUGGCGAAGCAAUGGAGCCGUUGACGAUACUUGGGAGUGACGAAGGGCCUGAAGCGCCGUUCCCUUUCAAGUUUGCUGGCAAGGUCGUUCGUGGGACUGGGAUAUCAACUCGCGAGUUGGGUAUUCCAACAGCGAAUUUGAGUGAAGUUGGUGAUGAGGUCAAGAUGAGAAUGGGCGGUGUCUUCGCAGCAUGGGCACGCGUCCUCCCACCCAAAGAAACAGAAGAUUUCGACGACGACUGGCACGAAGCAAUCGUCACAAUCGCACCCCUCCGCAAUGCCCCUCCCGGCGUCGUUCUUCGGAACAAAGUAACAGUGCACAUAAUCCACGACUUCUCCGACACACUCUUCUUCGACCUGCGCAUGAAAGUCAUGCUAAUGGGACAUUUACACCCGGCGUCUUCAAAUCUCAGCAGCGAAGCUUUCUUAGAAGAGCACACGCGCGAUGUUAUGACUACGACAGCGAGUUUAGGGCGGGAGAAUUGGGGACCGGAAGUUUCUGUCUCGGCGGUUAGGGCUGUUAAGAGUGAGAAGGGGUUUAAGGAGAGGUUGGGGGAUGCGACGGGUGUUGUGCAGGGUCAGAUGGAUAGGAUACCGAGACAUUGGGUUGGGGUUAGGAGUGAGGCGGGUGUUUUGAGGGAUCAGGUUUAUGGGAAUGGGGGGUUUGCGAUGGAAGUCAAUGGCUUUGAAGAACUCAAGCUCACGUCUCAAAGCGCAAAGAAGCUGGUCUAG